This is a messenger RNA of Argentina anserina (silverweed cinquefoil), 3726 nucleotides long. Its product is annotated as pentatricopeptide repeat-containing protein At5g04780, mitochondrial. Gene Ontology annotation, biological process: RNA modification. The coding region runs from base 270 to 2546 and encodes 758 amino acids. The transcript is spliced from 3 exons. The record is from RefSeq and is a predicted model, not a curated record. Gene Ontology annotation, cellular component: intracellular membrane-bounded organelle. Gene Ontology annotation, molecular function: RNA binding; GTP binding; protein binding. NCBI's taxonomy places the organism in Eukaryota, Viridiplantae, Streptophyta, Magnoliopsida, Rosales, Rosaceae.
CGCAGUCACUGACCCUUUCUCACCACCACAUUCAUUCACUCCAUUUAUCUUCAAAUUUUAAAAUCAAAUCAGAGUUCAAACUAAAGCAAAUGAAGCAGCAACCCACUUUGGUUUUUGUCUGCGAGAUCCCAGUUCCCUUUCUGUUUCCUUUUAAGAUCUCCUCAUCUUCAUUGUUCUGUGUUGUAGUGACCAACACUAAAGAGGGUUCAGGGUCUAAACAUCAGCACCACCACUAAACCCUAACCACCACCACCACCACCACCACCGCGAUGCCGCGCUUCCCCCUCUUCUCCACCCCGCGCCUCCUCUACUCCCUCCACACCUCCAAGUCUCCGCCGUCCCCUUCCUCCUCCUCCUCUCUCCUCCUCGGCUCGUUCUAUCUCCGCCACUUCUCCGCCGACGGCAACCUCGCGCGUGCCAAGGACGACAAGGAGGUAUGGUGGGCGGAGGUGAUGGCGAGGCUCCGCAACAUCGGACUCUCGGCUCAUAUCGACACCGGCAAGAUCCACGAGAUUCACGAGGUCCGCGGCCGCGACGGCGUUGGCGUCGGCGCUAAAAUGGACUUCAUGGAUUUGGAGCGGGAGAAGGGAAUUACCAUUCAGUCCGCCGCCACUUACUGCACUUGGAAUGGUUACCAGAAAAACUAUUACCAUGUUGCAUGCAAUGGUAUGAGAGUCUUUAGGAGAUACAAGGUCGGAUUGUAUGACAGAAGCACUAGUCUGAUAUACUGCAGAGAAUUCUCGGCCAUUGGCUAUGCCAAGGCUAGUGGAGCGAGUGACCAAGAAAGCCUUGUUCGGUUGGGCACAAGCGCCACUCAUAUAUCAUUUUUACAUCAAAUCUUGCAAAGUAGUGCAAGAACAUGCACACCUAUGGAAGGAAAGGCCUGUCAUGCACAGAGUAUACGUGUUGGAUUACUUUCGGACACCUUAACAUCUAACAUGCUUAUUAACAUGUAUUCAAAAUGUGGCUUACAUAAAAUCGCUAGAAAAGUAUUUGAUGAAAUGCCUGAAAGGAGCUUAGUUUCAUGGAAUACUAUGAUUGGGUCACUUGCCCGAAAUGGGGAGGAAGAAGAAGCUCUUAGUGUUUUCGUAUGUAUGCAAAGAGAAGAAAACCAAUGUAGUGAAUUCACCGUUUCGAGUGUUCUUUCUGCUUGUGUCGUGAAAUGUCUUGUUUCAGAAUGUAAACAGUUGCAUGCUUUUGCUUUUAAGGUAGCAAUGGUUUGGAAUGUCUAUGUGGGGACUUCAUUACUUGAUGUUUAUGCAAAGGCUGGUUUGAUAAAGGAUGCAAGUUUUGUUUUUGAGUCCAUGCCAGAGAGGAGUCAUGUCACGUGGAGUUCAAUGGUUGCCGGGUAUGUGCAAAAUGGGCUUUAUGAGGAGGCUGUAGUAUUAUUCGACAGAGCUCGGAUGAUUGGUCUAGAACUUAACCAGUUUAUAAUCUCUUCCACGAUUUGUGCUUGUGCAGGUCUGACAGCUUUGAUAGAAGGGAAGCAGAUGCAUGCCUUGUUGUGUAAAGGUGGAUUUGGUUUAAAUAUAUAUAUUGUUUCCUCUCUGAUAGAUAUGUAUUCAAAAUGUGGCAGCAUCAAAGAAGCUUAUACUGUGUUUCAAGGUAUGGAGGGUAUGAACAUUGUUUUGUGGAAUGCCAUGAUUUCUGGGUUUUCUAGACAUGCUUGCUCACUAGAGGUGAUGAUCUUAUUUGAGAAAAUGCAACAGGCAGGUAUGCUUCCAAGUGAAGUAGCGUAUGUAUCUGUAUUAACUGCUUGUAGUCAUGUGGGAUUGGUUGAAAGUGGAAAGAAAUAUUUCAACCUCAUGAUUACAGAGCACAAUGUGUCCCCAAAUGUUGUUCACUAUGCGUGCAUGGUUGAUAUUUUUGGUCGGUCAGGAUUGAUUGUUGAAGCCCAUAAUUUGAUAAAGAAUAUGCCAUUUGAUGCGACUGCUUCUAUGUGGGGUUCACUGUUAGCUUCUUGUAGGAUCCAUAAAAAAUUUCAUUUAGCUGAGAUUGCAGCUAAGCAUUUGUUUGAGAUAGAACCGAACAAUGCUGGGAACCUCAUUUUGUUGUCAAAUAUAUAUGCAACAAAUAAUAAAUGGGAGGAGGUUGCAAGAACAAGAAAGCUUCUUAAAGAAAGUGAAUUGAAGAAGGAGAGAGGGAAGAGCUGGAUUGAAAUCAAAGACAAAGUUCACUCAUUUAUGGUUGGAGAGAGAGGACAUCCUAGAAUUGUUGAGAUAUACUCUAAGUUAGACCAAUUGGUGGAAAAAUUAAGGAUGAUGGGUUACAAGGUUGAGAUUGAACAUGAUCUUCAUUAUGUUGAAGAUAGCAUAAAAGAUGAACUUCUGAGGCACCAUAGUGAAAAAUUGGCUCUUACUUUUGGAUUGAUGUGCUUACCCUCCAAUGCACCUAUCAGGAUCAUGAAGAAUCUUAGAAUUUGUGGGGAUUGUCAUUAUUUCAUGAAGAUUGCAUCAACUUUUUUGGGAAGGGAAAUCAUUGUGAGGGAUACAAAAAGGUUUCACCAUUUCAAGAAUGGUUUUUGCACUUGUCGGGAAUUUUGGUGAAAUAAUCUAACUGACAACUUAUUGUUAGCAUUUCAUGCACUCUUAUAACAUAUGGAUUGUAAUUGCAAAAAUGAUUAGUAAUAGUUGAUCAACUAGCUGAUGAUGGGGAUAAGGAAAUUAGGGAGCCCAAAUGCGGUGGUCAAGAAAAACAUUAUUUUUAAUUGAGAAAGAUAUGUGACAUUUGCAUUAGGAAUUUAGGACUUAUUAAAGAGCAGGUUCGUGAAAUAUUUCAUUUUACCGAGUUCAAUAUUGUCAAUGUCAGACUUGCAUUUGGAGUCAAUAAAGAGUAGGCUUUGUGAAAGAUUCAAUUGUACCAAGUUCAAUGUAAGUCUCUAAGUCAAUUUAGUUAACAAUAAUAUGUUUUGAAGCAAUGUUGCAUUUGGAUACUUUGUAAAAAUUGUGGGAAAUUGAAGUAAAUGAACUUGAUUGCCGUCUCUUCUUUACUAUAACUGCUGUAGCUAGUAUCAUAAUUUUAAUUAUGUUGAUUUGCAUUAUUUUUCUCUCUCUCGUAGUAUGUAGGAUUGCUUUCUUACUAUUGGAUUGAUGUCAGGCUCUGACAAGAAAAUAACAAGGCAUAGACAACAUGAUGCGGUUUGUAAGAUUGCAUUACUAUAUUCUUACUUCAUGUUCUGUUUUUAGAAAUAUAACUUGUUAAUAAUCUUCACUUUUAUUGCAGCUUAUAGUGAACAAGUUGAGUUGGUAAGGUUUUAAUUGAAAGAACAGUUUGAUAUUUGGAAGGUCUGGGCCGCAAACUAUUUGAUGAAGAUCUCAGUUUGUAAAGACUUCGAUGAUAUCAAGAGUGACUAGCCAUAUCACCAAUGACCUCUCCAACAUGUUCAUUCACCCUGAAAUCUGAGGUUCAAGGAUUAGACACUCCCCAUUACAAGGACUUUUGCACAAAGAAAAAAUAUCUAUCAAUAUGAUUUAUGAAAGUUUCAAAUAUUAUCCAAAGCUAGCAAGGUUAGCACUUAGCGGAGCAUCUUUCCGGAGAGACGGGCUUAUACUCAAAUUCAGCUCAAUCCUGACGAUACCCAUACAAUAUCGAGCCUAUCUAUUUAGUGUAGUUAACUAGUUAUACACACACUCAGACUACAAUAUUCAUUUCUGACUUCCAUUGUAUAGCUAGUCAGGCUCAUCUUACGGAAAAAUAUAAUGAAUUGUGAAAUGAUAUUAGUUUCUA